AAAAGAGGCUUAGUGUGACUUCUUAGGAUAGGAUUUGCUAAUCUCAUAUGUUGAAUUUCAUGAAUACCCAUCGAUAAAAAAGUAUUCAGGAAUAGUAAAAGGGAGUGGUGGUUAGAAUAGGAAGCUAUUGAGACUUUUGCUAGAACUACAUGAAUUUCAUAUGGGCCUCAAGCAAUAGAAUAUCUGUCUGAAUUCGUGCAUUCCUCAGUGACUUGUGAAAGGAGGGGUAGAAUACAGCUACUGAUUUGUAUUGUGCAUGAGAAUGGACCAAAGACAACACAAUACAGUAGACAGAAAUAAUAAACAUCAAUCAAAAUGGCUCACUCCGCACCACCAAAUAUAUCUCUUCCCAGUAGGGACCAAUUUGACACUCACGAUGAAGUAUGCCACCUUGAUUUGGAGCUUGCGAGUUCCAGAUUCAUUUCACACUAACUGACUUACACUGGCAGGGACAUUCAAGCGCAAGUGAUUCAGAGUAUCAGCAUGCGCUGGAGGUAAGUUCAUCUAUCUCCCCUUCUCGGAGGUGUGCAGAUGCAUUGAAGCUUACGAAAUACCUUCUUCCUACAGGUAGUCUUCGAUGCUCAAAAUGCGCAUCGUAGGAAAUCAUCCCUCGUAACAGCUGAUACACCCCUAGCGACCUUUCAGCGAAGAAAAAACACAGAAUGCUAUGUGCAUGCGCUGUUGGAGAGCCAGCGUAAAGCUGGUAGGGCAUCGAGUAGUGGAUUGGAAGGCAUAGCGGAGACUUUGGCUCCCCGCAGGAUUGCAAGUGAUUCGGAUGGAGUUCGUGAAGGAGAGGACAAAUCGCCAGACCCAAAAAUACACAACCACGUCACGGAAGAGGAGGAUUGCGGACAGGUCGAUGAGACUUCUUGGAGAGAUACUAUCAAAGCGAAAGAUGCGGCACAAGCGGUUGAAGAUGAUGCAAGUGGGAAGGUGGAAUUCCAAGCUGAUGGUAUCGAUGCGGGUGCGACACAUAGUCGCCUUCUUACGAAGAAACAACUUUCUGAUAUGGCAUGGGGAGUGAGGGAAUUGAGUAAGAGGCUGGGGAGUAUUAGAUUAAAGCUGAAGGUCAGGACGGUUUUUAUUCUUACAAAGGCGCAUGAUGAGAGCUUGAUUGCGAAUACAAGAGAGGUUACUAGAUGGCUUUUGAGCCCGGAAAGACAGGUCAGAUACACGGUUUAUGUGGAAGAAAAUCUGCGGGAUAGUAAGAAAUUCGAUGCAAAGGGAUUACUAGAUGAGUUGGAGAAGGCUGAGGAGGGGCAGGUCAAUGGAGAUAAGCAUAAGAGGUUGAGGUACUGGUCAUCAAAUAUGUGCAGGACAAGGCCGCAUACGUUCGAUUUCAUCGUUACUUUAGGGGGUGAUGGAACAGUUCUCUAUGCAAGCUGGCUGUUCCAAAGGAUAGUACCACCGGUUCUAAGUUUUGCGUUGGGAAGUCUGGGGUUUCUUACCAAGUUUGAUUUUGGAGAUUUCGAGAAACAGUUAACCACUGCAUUCAGAGAUGGAGUUACUAUUAGUCUUAGGUUGAGAUUCGAGGGUACAGUAAUGAGGAGCCAGUCGAGAAGAACUAAGGCGGUUGAAAAUGGCGAGAAUGGUGAUGAAAACUCAGCCCCCAGAAGAGAUCUAGUGGAGGAGUUGGUAGGUGAGGAAAUGGGUGAAGAGAGAACUCAUCGACCAGACGGCACAUAUGAGAUUCUUAAUGAUAUUGUGGUUGAUCGAGGACCAAACCCCAGUAAGUAAAUACCAUCUCGCCUCAUCCAUAUCCAUUUUUCAUCAGCAUGUGACUUACACGCAACAGCCAUGUCUUCAAUCGAGAUCUUCGGCGAUGAUGAGCAUUUCACCUCCGUCCAAGCUGAUGGCGUAUGUGUCGCCACACCCACUGGCUCCACAGCUUACAAUCUCGCCGCAGGUGGCUCUCUUUGCCACCCCGAAAAUCCCGUCAUCCUCGUGUCAGCUAUUUGCGCACAUACUCUAUCUUUCCGUCCCAUUAUCCUUCCAGAUACUAUUGUACUCCGUCUCGGCGUUCCGUACGAUGCGAGAACGAGCAGUUGGGCAAGCUUUGAUGGGAGAGAGAGGGUGGAAUUGGCUCCUGGGGAUUAUGUGACGAUCAGUGCGAGCCGCUAUCCAUUUGCUAAUGUGAUGCCCCAGGGUAGGAGGAGUGAGGAUUGGGUUAAUAGUAUUAGUGGAAAGUUGGGCUGGAAUACGAGACAGAGACAGAAGGGGUAUAAGGAGUGGUCUUCAUGAGGAGGUGACCGUUGAAGGGUCUCAUUUUAGGAUGGGAAAAGGUGGGAGAGAAAGGGCGGUGGAUAUUGCGCGGAGAAACAAAGAGGGAUAGGGAGAAGUGGGUUAUGAGAGGAUAUAACGGGAAUGCACAACUAGUCACAAUUGCAGCGGUCAGUGACAACGGUAAUGUAGGGUAGAAUUUUCCACCAGCUAAAGACAUUAUCUUUGACACUGACCCUCAGCGCAAAUUCUCCUUAAACAGAUAGGCCAAUCCACAGUCCACACAGUAGGACGCCUCUGUACCGGACACAAAUUAUGCCUACCCCGGUAUAGAGAGAACAAUGGGCUCGAUUGUUAGUCUCAAUUUCAGUCCCAAACCCCUUGGAAUUUCAUAAUUUGAUCAUGCAAUAAAUCAGUGACGAGGGCGCACGAGUCCUUUUCGUGCAAGUUUUAUACUGGAAUUGUGGAAAUUUAGCCAGUUUAA
Molecule: messenger RNA, 2704 nt
Organism: Sclerotinia trifoliorum
Lineage: Eukaryota; Fungi; Ascomycota; Leotiomycetes; Helotiales; Sclerotiniaceae
Source: the annotation of a GenBank genome assembly